CUGACCCGCCCUGCUGCCCCGGGGGCUGUCCUACCUGACAAGAGCGGACCCCGGGCAGAGUUGCUGUGAUGUCUCCGGUGGUGAAGUCUCUGGUGUGGCCUCAGCCCGCACCCUGGAGAGUCGCCCGCAGUGCCGACCUCUCCCCAUCUUUAGAUCCUGUGGUGGCACCAAGCACGAGUGACGCAGGGGAUACCAGCAGCGGCAGUGGCCAUCCAGAGUAUGUUGCCUUUAUCUUAGUCCCCAUUUUUUUCAUCAUGGGUCUGACGGGAGUUCUGAUCUGUCACAUUCUCAAGAAGAAAGGAUAUCGCUGCACUACAGCAGAAGCUGAGGAAGGGGAAAAAAUCUCAGCAGAAAAGAUAGAGAUGCAAGAUGAAGCUGGAGACACGACUAAUGACACAGUUGGACAUAUUGUAAGCUACAUCAUGAGAAAUGAAGCUAAUGCUGAUAUUCUGAAAGCCAUGGUUGCAGACAACUCUGUGGUGGGAGAUAACAGCGUGUUUGACCCAGAGACCCCUACAACUCCAAAUACGCCUUUAAGUCCUACAAGCCCGGGUUCACCUAUGUCAACGCCUACUAAACACUCUUGCCAUCUUCACACUAUUGGAGGAGUGGCAGACAAAAAUGUGUGCAGCCGAUGCGCACAGAAACGCUGGAACCCAUUUAAGACUCCACAGAAGUCUAAAGACCCAAAGAAAACCCGUCCUUCUGUCACUGUUCUCUCGGUGGGAAGAUUCAGAGUCACUAAAGUGGAGCCAAAGUCCAAAGAACGGAAGCGUUUAAUGUCUGGGACAGAAGCAUCAAAGGGUGACGUUCCUGCCACACCAGUGAGUGUAGAUACUCGGCAAAGAAGUGGCACAGAAACAGAGGAUCAAAGCACAGUGGAGACUUGAGGUUUA
Molecule: messenger RNA, 896 nt
Organism: Nanorana parkeri
Lineage: Eukaryota; Metazoa; Chordata; Amphibia; Anura; Dicroglossidae
Gene: RELL1
Product: RELT like 1
Exons: 7
Coding region: 69-890 (273 amino acids)
Biological process (GO): positive regulation of p38MAPK cascade
Cellular component (GO): plasma membrane
Source: RefSeq, a predicted model, not a curated record